Molecule: messenger RNA, 2556 nt
Organism: Fusarium verticillioides 7600
Lineage: Eukaryota; Fungi; Ascomycota; Sordariomycetes; Hypocreales; Nectriaceae
Exons: 1
Coding region: 740-2098 (452 amino acids)
Source: RefSeq, a predicted model, not a curated record
CCACUAUGCUGUCAUUUGAAGUAUUGGAACAAACAUGUGAUAUAUACUUCGAACCUCAUGAACUAAAUGACAAGAAUGCAUGAGAUUCCCCAGAUGACAGUAGUACCCGGAAGCAUCUAGCAUGCAUUCUAUAGUGAUAUCCAAGCCUCUGAGUCACAAACCCCUUAACCGUUGGCUUGCACCUGCGUAGAUUCAAGGCACUUUAAGCUUCACGGCUAAUGAUUUGCCACUAACAGUGCUGGAAUUUCUCAGCGGCGCCUGAUCCAUGUUCCACUCAGACUGUUCCACUGUCCACAGGGCUGUUCAUACUCCUGGUGCCACGCCACAACCCGGUUCUUACUGGUUUUAAACAAAUAUUUAUCGCCGUUCGUCCACUUCCUUCUCUUCUCUCUCCUUACUUUGCUCAAAUUCAGGUGCAACCAUCUUGCUAACACCUAUCUCCGAAUCUUCCUAUUGUCACGCGAACUUCCUCAUGGACUUUAUGCCUCGAUACGCCUAUAAAGUAACACGAACCUCCGCCUACUACACACACAUCAGUCGACCCAGACCCAAAACUAUACCCAAGUGACAGAAUUUUCAACUAGACGAGGAUCACUUGCUGCACAGCUUUUGAUCAUUUGAUCGUUAUAAACUUGCUUACAUUCAAAUUCUGCAAGUUUUCCUCGUCGAUUAACCUCCAUCCGUUUUGCACAUUCGCAUUUACAACACCACUUUUGGACUUAACCAAGACUUGGGCAAAAUGAUGAACCACGCUCGAGUCAAGGCCCUCAAGGGUGACGGAAAGACUACAUCAAAGAAAGCAAUUAAGUCAGGUCGUGCUUCCGCUGGUUUGACUCCUCGAGGCUCUCCUUUCGCUUCGCUUCUUACGUCACCCGCGCAUUCCGCAACCCCAAGCCGGGCUGCUUCUGACGAGAGCGAAGAUGACUUCGAAUACGACGACACCAUGAGCAUUGCUUCCGGAAGCUCUCUAGUCGACACCAAUGAAGACGGCACCAACACAUUCGACGCCAAGCAGUUUAUGGAAGAACUUCAGGAUCGCAAGCACAACAAUAGCGAUGCGCGAACUCAACUCCUGGAACUCUACAUUAAGGUUUUGCGACAUCGGUUCGCCCCUGCCACCCACGAGUGGCUUGAUGAUUCGGCCAACGAACUCGCAGAGCUUUUCAUUCGUGGCGCUAAUCGCGGCAUGGAAGCUAGAGAGCGACUACUUUACCUCCAGGCAUAUCUUCUGACUCUUAGUUCCUCAGAGGACGCCAACGUUUACGAGCAUGCCGAAGGAACUCUCAAGCAGAUAAUUGCCGACGACGACGAUGAGGAAUGCAAGGCUUUUGGCAUUUACGCAUUGUGCUUUACUGUACUUUAUGGCGGCGGUGGCGAGACGGAGGCCCUCGAGUUGCUCGACUACCUAUAUGCUAUAGUUGAGUCUGAUGGAGACAACAUCGACUCCUAUGACAAUGGAUUCAUUGUUGCGGCUGCUUUUCGAGGUUGGGCCUUUGUUGCUAGCCAUGUGGACGACUUUUCAUAUGCCGCCACCAUGGCUUUGGAUGGGUUUUACGAACAGCUUGACAGCGUCGAUGUUGGUGUUCAAGCUCAGGCCGCUGCCUGUAUUGCACUCAUUUUUGAAGCGGCGCGCAACCACGAGGAGGAGACGGGAGAAUCCUGGGAUCUUCCCGUCAACCCAGAGAAACUCACAGGUCGCAUGUCAGAGCUCGCCAAGCAGAGCUCCAAAUCAGUUUCAAAGAAGGAUCGCCGAGACCUUCGAGAUAGCUUGAUAAGUGCCAUCACCUCACUCGAGAAGGGUGUUGGACCAGGAUAUUCGUCAGCUGGCUAUACACCUCAGAAGGGCGAUAAGCGCCCAACCUCCAAGCCCAAUGAGGAUGGUGUCAUUGAAUUUGGAUACCGUCACAAACUCCGCCUCGGCAACUACGUCGCCGUGAUCGAUUCGUGGUCACUCUCUUCCAGAAUCGACAUGAUGAGACUUCUUUUUGGAGGGCACCUACAAAAGCACAUUUUUGACAACCCUGUCGUUGCUGAGUGUCUUAGUGACGCCGACUUUAGCGACCAGGGACCAGUUGCAAAGAAACCUCCUAAGAAAUAAGACAGCUAACUACAUUGCAUUGGGAUUCGAGGUUUGGGUGUUUUGCAGGCGUUUUGAUGCAGACUUUAUACCUGGGGGAUUAUUACAUGGAGGGUUUCCAGAAGGGCAUACGUUCUUGGUCGGUCUUUGACGAUCUUGUCGGAAUAGACGAAUGGAUGAUUGUGUUAAAGUGCUUUUCUGUCGCAUUCUUUCAAGCGGCGAUAUCUGAUGGGUUUGCUUUGCCCUUCACUCUAUCAAUACAGCGUCUUGAAAGUUAGUUGCCACGUGCUUGCUUGGUGAUCUGAGUGUCGUAAACUUCUCGCAAAAGAAGAGAAUAGUGUUUUGUAUAUAGGAAGAGUUUAGCGUUUUAGUCUUAAAGCCGUCGCAUGAAUGAAUGUUGAGGCUUGUUUCUCCGAUGAGACAUGGUUCAGUUCUUCUCAAUAACUUGCAACGUAUGCAUCGUGAUAUUUUAUUGGUCG